AUGUCUGCCCGUAAUCCAAUAGCGGUGGACGUCUCCACAAGCGUACCGAUAGUGGAGUUUCUGGAGAACUGUCGGACAGCCAAAAAUUUUCCCGAACCCCUGAAGAUGAGCGUGGAUCGGAUUUUGUUAGAAAAAAAUCACAUUCGGUUUAGUAUUGUAUGUGAAUGCCAUACAUGGAUGAAAAAUAAUGGAAAAGUAUCACCGCCACACCUCUGGAAGCUUUUCCGUUCAACUACAGUCGUUUUACCAGUACCAAAACCAACCCCAAGAAAUCCCGAAUUAGACGCACGGGUUAACGCCCUUCGUACCAAAUUUGCGAACGACGAAUAUAACAGAAUGAUUGAAAACUUGGGACCAAAAAUCGCUGUGCCACUAAACAAAGAGAGUGGGGUAUCUGUUUGUUCUGAAUUGAAAUGUUUGAAUAAGCAACUUAUGAUGAUUUUGAAUUUUAUCAUAAUCAUAUCUUCGGGUUUUGCUUUCGGAUACUUCAUCCCAGAGAUGAUUUCUUCAGCUCACGAAGUGAACUUUACCACAAGAAUCAUGUGUGCGUUAUCUGUCUCCUUUUUGGUAUUUUUCGCUGAUUUGUACUUUCUCUUGAAAAAUUUGAAUGAAUAUCUUUUUAACUUCACAUUGAUUGAAUCCAGUAAGAAGAUUUCAUAG
This is a messenger RNA of Echinostoma caproni, 660 nucleotides long. NCBI's taxonomy places the organism in Eukaryota, Metazoa, Platyhelminthes, Trematoda, Plagiorchiida, Echinostomatidae. The record is from the annotation of a GenBank genome assembly.